This is a messenger RNA of Lacerta agilis (Sand lizard), 3073 nucleotides long. It is a transcript of the gene ITFG1, whose product is annotated as integrin alpha FG-GAP repeat containing 1. Gene Ontology annotation, cellular component: plasma membrane. Lineage: Eukaryota; Metazoa; Chordata; Lepidosauria; Squamata; Lacertidae. The record is from RefSeq and is a predicted model, not a curated record. The transcript has 18 exons. Bases 120 to 1949 code for a protein of 609 amino acids.
CUUCCCUGACAUUCCUCGCCUCAGCGGAUGGGGCCGUAAGUGAUGUUGGUGGCCGCGGUGGCAAGAAGGAGGAGGACCCGGUUUCUUGGCGCUGCUGCUGCUGCUGCUGCCCGUGCGCGAUGAGGGCUCCCUGCUGCCGCCGCCCGCGGAGGGGCCUCCCGUUCCCCCCCUUCCUCCUCUUCCUCUCGUUCCUCCUGGUGGGAGCGAGGCCCGGCUGGGCCCUGCAGAAUGUCACGCCCCAGCUCUUCGGGAACCAGGCCUACGGGACGCUGGCCGCCUUCGGGGACUUCAACUCCGACAAGCAGACGGACCUUUUCGUGCUGAGGGGAGAUGGUGAAUUAAAUAUUUUCCUGGCAGACCAAAAAGAACCCUAUUUUAAGCCCAAAGUCAAAUUAUUAUUAACAAAUGUGGUGAUAACCAGUGUGGUUCCUGGUGAUUAUGAUGGUGAUUCACAAAUGGAUGUCCUCCUGACAACUCGUCCUCAAAAACAACCUAAUGCUGACCUAUCAGUUUUAAUUUUCUGGGGAAAUAAUCAAACUUUAGAUAUAAAUCGUAAGUUUGUACUAAAUAAAACAUUUCAUGAUGAGCCACUAAUCAUGGAUUUCGAUGGUGACUUAAUUCCUGAUGUAUUUGGAGCUACAAGUGAUUCUGACAAGCCACAGGUACUGCUUGGCAGGAAUUUAUCAUGGCACAUAGCUCUGGACACACAGAAGAAGUUGUACACACCUCACUCCCAUGCAUUCAUUGAUCUGAAUAAUGAUUUCACUGCAGAUUUGUUUCUUACAACAUUAGCACCAUCUGAUGAAAUUCAGUUUGAAAUCUGGGUUAAUCAGGAUGGGAAUUUUUCCAAAGCUACACAUAUGAAGAGGAAACCCAAAGAUGUAAAAGUUGUUGGGCAAUCAGUGUUCGCUGAUUUUGAUGGUGAUGGACAGACUGAGCAUUUGCUGCCAGCCUGUGCUGAUUCAGCUUGUCAGAAGAGUGUCAUCUACCUAUCUAAACCAGGAUUGGAUUUGUGGUUUCCAGUGUUGCAAAACUUCACAUACAAAGGCACCGUCUGGGGCUUUGUUCCGUAUGAUUCCGCUCAGACCAACUUUUCCUUCCCAAUCACCCUUCACAUUGGAGAUUAUAACAUGGAUGGCUAUCCAGACGCACUUGCCAUACUGAAGAAUACAUCAGGAAGCAACCAGCAAGCUUUCCUGCUGGAGAAUGUCGAGUGCAAUGAGGCAAGCUGCGCGCGUGCACGGCGUAUGUUUAAGGUCUACUGGGAGCUCUCGGAUCUGAAUCAGAUCAAAGAUGCUGUGGUGGCAACCUUCUUUGACAUUUAUGAAGACGGAAUCUUGGAUAUUAUUGUCCUCAGCAAGGAUAGCACAAAGACAGAGCUUGACAUCCACACAUUAAAAAACAACUUUGAAGCUGAUGCCUAUUUUGUUAAAGUCAUUGUACUCAGCGGUCUUUGUUCCAAUGACUGUCCUCGAAAGAUAACUCCCUUCGGUGUGAAUCAACCUGGACCUUACAUUAUGUAUACCACAGUGGAUGCCAAUGGAUACUUGAAAAACGGUUCAGCGGGACAACUGAGUCAAUCAGCACAUUUUGCCCUCCAGCUCCCAUAUAAUGUGCUAGGCUUGGGACGCAGUGCUAAUUUUCUUGAUCACUUGUAUGUGGGCAUUCCUCGCCCAUUAGGUGAAAAGUCUAUAAGGAAACAGGAAUGGACAGCCAUCAUCCCAAACUCCCAGCUGAUCGUCAUUCCAUAUCCUCACUACCUCCCUCGAAGCUGGAGUGCCAAGCUGUACCUAACCCCAAGUAACAUCGUAUUGCUGACAGCUAUUGCCCUAAUUGGGGUCUGUGUCUUCAUCCUGGCAAUAAUCGGCAUACUUCACUGGCAAGAGAAGAAAGCAGAUGACAGAGAGAAAAGGCAAGAAGCCCAUCGGUUCCAUUUUGAUGCUAUGUGAUGCACCUUAAUAUGUUGAUGGAGGACGUGCUGCACAUUUGCUUGGUGUCAAAUACUGUAUUCGAGCCUGCGAGGGCCAAGGGGGGAGGGUAUUGUUCCUGUGCUAUAUGUAAAUGUUGCAUUGGUUUUAAUUUAUUUGUAAAGUGUUAAAAUCAAGCCUGUUUCACAUGGCCCUCCAAUAAUUGGUUGUAUAUAUACUGACAGCCGUUUUCUCUUUAUUUUUUAAAAAAGCUGUAAGAUCUGCUUUAAUAAUGGAUCAUACUGCAUGUGUUCAAUUGUUUGCAUAUCCUCACUUUCUUCUGUACAAUGACUCAUGAAAAGGAAGUCGUAUGUAAAUUUCAGAAGUGAGUUUUGGUGAGCAAAAUCCCCGUUAGUGCUACUUGAAUAAGACUUGUCACUUACACAUUCCCCAAAUGUGAAUUGCAUUUUUUAUAAUUGUCAGAUGAGAGAAGACAUCUCAUGCUAUUCUGACUGUCCUCCAGGGUGUUUGAUCUGUAGUGCUCUGGGUUGCUCAGCUUUGUAUGAAUCUUCGCAGCCAAUCAAGUGAGAGGAAAGGCUGUAAAUUGGAAGAUACAAACACCCUAAUAAGAAAAGGAAACUGAUCACAAUGUCCAUUAAUAUAUUAAUAUUUUUAAGAGGGAAGUAUAUAAUUCAACUUCUAUUUUAAAUUAUGCCUUCCUAAAGUGGAAUAAUUUUGCAUGGCCUACUCAUGGUUACCAUGUAAUUGCACUAAAGCUUAAUCAUGAUAAAAGUUGACCAAUAAGGUGAAGUUAUUGGGGAAGGAAUAGGGAGAGAAUCCACCAUGGAAAAAUAUGUUGUAUGAUCUUUCCAAAUUCAUUUAUAAUCAAAGGCUGGACUGUGCUGUAUUUUCAUUUAAUCAUACCAAACCAAUUAUUAUUUUUGCAUUUGGCAUGAAUAAGAAAAAAAAGAGAAUUCCAGCUAAGUUUAAGAAGCAAAUCAUUUUCCAAAAAGAGGAGGUCUGGGCUUUUUUGUUAAACAGAUUCUGUUGGAAACAUACUUUGUAUAAUGCGGUUGUUCCUUUAUUCUUAGAGAUUUAUUUAUAAUUGACCAUGAUUUGAAAACUGUUGUCCUGCAUUCCUAAUAAAUGGCAUCUAUUAAGUUAAA